Molecule: messenger RNA, 777 nt
Organism: Debaryomyces hansenii CBS767
Lineage: Eukaryota; Fungi; Ascomycota; Pichiomycetes; Serinales; Debaryomycetaceae
Exons: 1
Coding region: 1-777 (258 amino acids)
Biological process (GO): lipid storage
Source: RefSeq, a predicted model, not a curated record
AUGAAGCUUACAUUCAAUAUACCGUUGGCCAUAACCAGACAAUGGUUGUAUAUGCUAACGCUAUUAAUAUCUAUAUUUGGUAUUCUUUUGCCUAUUUCGAUUGUUGCAUAUUUGAAUUUUUAUAAGGUUCUAAUUCCCAAACCAAUAACAAGAAUACCUCUAAGGUUCGAUCCUUUUUCAUCUAACGAAGUGGGGAUGAAAAGUUCAUUGCAUUUGAAUAAUAUGUACGAAUUAUUGAAAGAAGACCCUACGAUUAAAUAUGAAAUUGGUUUGAAUUUGAACGUUGUUUGUAAUCGGAAAAACUAUGAUGAUAUAUAUAAUAUCAAUUCAGCGUUUUCUAUUGAAGAUAAGUUAGUAUCAGACAACUCUUUCUUAUUGAAUUGCGAUACGAGAUUCAUAUAUAACGAGAAUAACCGGUUCAUUCCUUACAGGUUGAGGUUUUGGGUUCCCCCCAUAUUGACUAAUAUCGACAAAUUGAUAAAUAUUAAAUCCCCUUUAACUGUAGUUACAGGUAAACAGUUACUUGAAUUAAUGUCUGAAGAUGAGAGGACAAGCAAUGCAUUAUUACGCCUAGAUAAACGUUUAGUUAUCGAUAACAAUAAUAGUUUUCUAGAGAUGAAAAUACAGUGGGAUGGCAUGCGCUACUACAUGCUUAACUAUUAUUUCACAUCAUUAUUCAUUGGAGUAUUAAUUUUUUGGAUACCAAGUUCCUUUAUCUGCUUAAUUAGCAGUAUGAUAGUACUUUUAAAAUCCACAGGUGGAAAGAAAAACGACUAA